Molecule: messenger RNA, 1960 nt
Organism: Phragmites australis (common reed)
Lineage: Eukaryota; Viridiplantae; Streptophyta; Magnoliopsida; Poales; Poaceae
Product: mitochondrial phosphate carrier protein 1, mitochondrial
Exons: 6
Coding region: 56-1021 (321 amino acids)
Biological process (GO): mitochondrial phosphate ion transmembrane transport
Cellular component (GO): mitochondrial inner membrane
Molecular function (GO): phosphate transmembrane transporter activity
Source: RefSeq, a predicted model, not a curated record
CGCUACGUGGUCCAUUUCCAGUCCAGUCUCCAACAACGCCGGAGGCACGCAACGAAUGGGCGCGCGUGGGGGAGAGGCGGAGGCCGCCGUGAGGGCGGGGAGGAGCGGAGCGGCGGCGCCGGGGAUGAGGGUGUUCUCGCCCGAGUACUACGCGCUGUGCGCCGGCGGCGGGAUGCUGGCCGCCGGCGCCACCCACCUCGCCAUAACCCCGCUCGACGUCCUCAAGGUCAACAUGCAGGUGAAUCCCGUGAAGUAUAACAGUAUAUUUUCAGGACUGAACGUUCUUGUGAAAGAAGAGGGGCCUUCAUCGCUUUGGAGAGGCUGGGGAGGCAAAUUUUUUGGCUAUGGUGUUCAGGGUGGCUGCAAGUUUGGUCUUUACGAGUAUUUCAAGAAGAGAUACUCUGAUGUGCUAGUAGACAGGAACAAGAGCACCAUAUACUUUCUUAGCAGUGCCUCUGCUCAAAUCAUAGCUGAUGUUGCCCUCUGCCCAUUUGAAUCGGUGAAAGUCCAGGUGCAGACACAACCCAUGUUUGCAAAAGGCUUGGUCGAUGGCUUUCCAAGGGUGUAUGCCACUGAAGGCCUGUCUGGCUUUUACAGGGGGCUUUUACCACUUUGGGGACGGAAUCUUCCAUUUUCUAUGCUUAUGUUUUCAACAUUUGAGCAUACCGUGGAUUUCCUAUAUCAGAAAGUUAUUCAAAAGAAAAGGGAGGAUUGCUCAACAGUCCAGCAGCUUGGUGCUACUUGUCUGGCUGGUUACAUCUCUGGUGCUGUUGGUACCAUUGUUUCAAAUCCUGCAGACAAUAUUGUCUCAUCUCUGUACAACAAAAAAGCUGAAAAUAUCAUACAUGCUGUGAAAAGCAUUGGACUUCGUAAUUUGUUCACGAGAAGCCUGCCCAUUCGGAUCACCCUUGUUGGACCUGUCAUAACCAUGCAGUGGUUCUUCUAUGAUACAAUCAAGAUACUGACUGGAUUGCCAACGAGUGGAGGGCUCCCCCGUGAACUGGAAGAAGUUAACAUAUAAUCUGACCAAUUUCAGAUAGGUUUCUUGAUACAUUUUUUGGUAUCAUUUGGGCAAGUACCUGUCCACGGUUCUGACUAUAUGGGAAGAGUAAAUUUUGGUAGUUUUAGGGAACUACCAACUGACCCAAGUACAUCACGUCCAAUAUUUCUGCAACUACAUAUGAAAAUUUUCUGCCUUGCCUUGUAUGUUUUUCCUUAUCUUAAGCAACAAUAAACUUCAGCCCCCCUCCAGGUACAAGCGGACAGCGUUGUAGCCGGUUGGUUCUUCACCAGCGUAUUCAGGAUGCUUUUGUUCUAGGCUUCUAGCUCCAUUUCAAAAACUGUUGUAUAAGGAAAGUAUGCACUUCUAAUGUAAGCACGUGGCCUUGUACUGUAAAUAAUUUUGUGAAGGACAAAACUCUGAAGCUUAAUUUCUGUGUUAUGUUGCUGCUCUUGAUUUUCUUUUCAAUCAAACUGUUGACAUAUCUUGAAGGGAUUCAACUUAGGUGGUAGCUGUGUAACUUAUGUGUUUUCAGCUGCAAUGGCAACAGCUUCCUUAACUUUCCACACUAUUUUUGCAAUCGUUGAACUAAUCCUUUUGUUCAGUUACUGCAUCAACAAUGUUCUUGAUCCAUUGCAUAGAUUCUUACAAUAUUCUCAAACAAAAGGUAAACAGAACAUAACAAAUAUGUACCUGAUGCCUAGACAGGGUCUUAUUACAAUCGCAGUGCGCAUGAAAUUAUUUUCAAUCUGGAAAUUCAAAAUUAUGCAAAUUACACGCUAUCUGAAACCUGGAACAUGAUAUCUGCAGCCAGGUUCACCGCAGCUACUACUGGGAGAUCUUCACAUCCGGGUUGCGCAUUGGCUUGAGCCACAUGUCAGCCAUCACCCUCGACGACAUGCUCCACAGCGCCUCAUGCCCUGCCUUCGCUGCCGCGGCAGGCCGGCUCUUCCUGCCGGC